This is a messenger RNA of Dermochelys coriacea (leatherback sea turtle), 3445 nucleotides long. RefSeq names its product prickle planar cell polarity protein 4 (gene PRICKLE4). The transcript is spliced from 8 exons. The record is from RefSeq and is a predicted model, not a curated record. Gene Ontology annotation, molecular function: zinc ion binding. NCBI's taxonomy places the organism in Eukaryota, Metazoa, Chordata, Testudines, Dermochelyidae. The coding region runs from base 152 to 1819 and encodes 555 amino acids.
UUUUUCACCCUUGUUUUCUGGUCACCCCUCGCUGGGAAAAGGGCAGGAAUACAAACCUCUUUGCGUCUGGGCGAAGCAGAUCUGGGCUCCGGCGCUGGAAGGAGGGGACCCCAGGAAGCAGCAGCUUUGUUUCAGUUCUUGCUUGCUGCUGAUGUCCCUGCCAAGCCCUACAUGGCCCCAGAGAGACACACCUCCCUGCAGUGGGACACUCGCCGGCCUCGCGCCCACCUCCUCUUCGGACAGUGACUCCGGCUGCGCCCUGGAAGAGUACCUGGAGCCCGCAGCAGACGCUGCCCCAGCAGAGGUAUCUUUGUGCUUUGACUCUCCCUCAGCGGACACGGUGCCUGCUGCCAUCAGGAGCCAGCUCCGCAUCAAAUCUCUCCUUCAGCAGCUGCCCCCGCAGGACUGCAAUGACAGAUACUGCCCCGGCCUUGGGGGGGAGGACAGGAGGCGACUGCAAGCAUUCAGCGCCCAUCGCAGGCAGGAGUCACUGGGGCAGGGAUUUGCAUGCCUUGUGCCCUCUGCCCGCCUUUGUGAAAAGUGCGGCAGGAGGUUGAACACAGGGGACCUGGGGGUUUUUGCAUCCAGGCUGGGAGACCGGUCCUGCUGGCAUCCCUCCUGCUUUGUCUGCCAGUCCUGCCACCAGCCUCUGGUUGACCUGAUCUACUUCCACCAGGAGGGGAAGAUCUACUGCGGCCGACACCACGCGGAGUUCUUCCGGCCACGCUGCGCCGCAUGCGAUCAGCUGAUCUUCACAGACGAGUGCACAGAGGCCGAGGGCAGGCGCUGGCACCCGGGGCACUUCUGCUGCCUGGAGUGCGACCUGCCUCUUGAGGGGCAGAGGUACGUCAUGAACGGCGGCAGACCCUGCUGCUGCAGCUGCUUCGAGCGCCUCUACGCAGAGCUCUGCCAGGCCUGCGGCGAGCUCAUCGGUGUCGACAGUGAGCAGGCCACUCACCAAGGCCAGCACUGGCACGCCCGGGCCUCUUGCUUCUGCUGCACCCUCUGCCAGGCACCGCUGCGAGGGCAGCCGGUCACGUCCCACCAAAGCCUCCUCUACUGCUCCGAGGCCUGCAGCUUGGAGAAGGCGGCAGUGACCUCCACAGCCUCCGACUCCUCUGACUCCGCCUUCGUCUCGGCUCCAUCUCCCGACUCGACACCCAUCUCCCGGGCCAGCAGCGAGGGCGGCAGGAGCGCCCCGGGGCCAGGGAGCGCCCCUCCGGCUCCAGCAAUGGGUGGCGAUUCCUGUCAACGGAGGGCAGAGGCGGAGGAGAUGGAGGACUCUCCAGAUCAAGCCUCCACGCGCCCCGCAUUCAGAAGCCAGGAUGGCCACGGGACAGCAUUCCAGGAGAGGAGUAAGGGAACUCCCUACCCCAGUGCCCUGGCACAAGCAGCUGCUGUUCCCCCGGGGCAGAAACAAUCCUCCACCACCCUGCCCAGUGAACAGGGUCUGAAUGGACCUGGGGCCUUGAGCGACCAGCUCCCAGGGAGCACACUUGCAGCGCUUCCCCCAGGCGGGGGAGCCCCGCACUUUAGAAUCAUUUCAUCCACCGACCCCAGUCCGGCAGCACGACAGAGCCCGGGCCCAUCACUCAAGGAUGCUAGCCCACUGGAUGUCAUGGAGGAAGAAGAUUCCUGGUGCCCGACCUGCUCUUCCUCCUCAGACUCGGAGCAGGAGGGCUUCUUCUUGGGGAAACCAAUCCCAAAGGCUGGGCCAGCCCUCCCCGACAGGGAACGGAGUGGGCUUGGCAGGGCCGCAGGAAGGAGCAAGCACUUGGCCAGGCUGCGAGGAAGCCGCAAACACUGCAGCAUUUCCUAGCACGGGGAAGGCUGGGCAAAGAGCAAGGGCUCCCCAGGCAGCAUGGAAAGGACAGAAGGGGUGGACAGCAGGAGGAAGAACUUGUUACUUAGCCAAGUGUAUUUAACCAGAGUCCCCCCAGCAGACAAGCCAGGGGACCAGAAGUAGCCUCAUGAUGAAGAACACAUACAUCAAGCCGGGGAGGGGAAGGCAGACAGCCCUCAGGGGGAGGCACAAGCAUCUCCUCUCUUACCUCACACCCAGACAUGGGAAAAAACAAACCAGCCAGCUCUGUUUGUUCUCCAGAGCCUGUUUCACUGUGAAAUGCGGGGGUGGGGGUGGGGGGAAGGGGUUGUUAACACAGCAACGGUGCCUGCAAUCCAAAUCUCUCCGUUGCCCCAUCGAAGGAUUUUGCAAGCACUGGAGAGCUCCAAGGGGCAGGACACAGGUGGCUCAGUUUGGCUGCUCUACCAAAGGGGAACUCUUGCUCUGAGGACCUCCCUGCUGAGAAUCCCGUUCAGACAGGUGCGCACAUUCGGGGGUGGCCUGGCCCCUUUGGCCAGCCCACCGGGACCUAUCGAAGAUGGACACCGGAUCCUUCAGCUCAGGGCCGGGUGUGGCUUUUUCCCCCACCGUGAAAGCUCUGAAGGAGGACGACUGGACUUUGGAGAGGGAAGGAGGGUUUUGAAAUCCUAGAACCAAACUGUAAGCAACAAAGCGCCGCCAGCCCAGGGGUGGUGAGGGGCAGACUAUGAAUGUGCCGGGGUAUUCGAGAGAUCAGUUCCUAAGCUUCACCAAAAAAUCUCAACAUGGACCUGAAAGGGGUUGGCGUGUGAAUAAGAGAAGCAGGUCUGAGUGGGACAUGUUCUGCCACCUGCCUGACUGCUGCCUGCAGGAGGAAGAAGGAAAGGGCCUCACUGCAUUACAGGGGGUCCAGUCGCUGCUCAAAGCCAAGCAAGGGGCUUUCCUUCCACUCAGGGUAUGUCUACACUACAGCUGCUGUAGAAGCAUAGCUAUGUAGUGCUUCCCACAAUCGCAGAAGGAAUUUUUUCCAUCCAAGCCGUUAAUGCACUUCCCUGAGAGAUGAUAGCUGCCUCAAUGGAAGAAUCCUUCCGUUGGCCUGCCUGCGUCUACACAGGGGGUCGGGUUGGCCUAAAUUUUAGGUGUGGACCAGAUCUAAGCCAUUGGCACGGAAUAUGCUGGUGGGAUAGAGCACAGCUUUUAAACAGGAGGGGGUGGGAGUGCUGCAGGGCCGACAUAAGGAGCCCAGAUACGGAAGAGCAGGGGAGUUUCAAGUCAGGAGUGAGAUGCAUCAGCAGAGCUGGGUGGGGAUCCAGGAUUGCAAUCACAGAGGAGCAGGGCAGCUAUGCUUCUGUAGAUCUGCCGUGGGACUGAGGAUUAUGCUGGCCUAGGGUCAUAUUUUUAGAAGAGUCCAGCUCCGAUUUAGGCAGAAAAUUAAGCGGACAGAGGAGCCCAGCACACUGGGUGCUGAGGGCUUGAAAAUAAUCCAGCCCUUAGCUCCUUUAAAAAUCCCACCUCCUGUAGCUACCUGCAUCACACCUUGCACCAAGCCGAGCCACCAGUUCCUCCUACAGGAGAAAUGCCCCAAACUGAAUGUUUCAAAACAAGCGUGUAACGGCCUGAACC